Molecule: messenger RNA, 2730 nt
Organism: Maudiozyma saulgeensis
Lineage: Eukaryota; Fungi; Ascomycota; Saccharomycetes; Saccharomycetales; Saccharomycetaceae
Source: the annotation of a GenBank genome assembly
AUGGUACCACCAACUAAUUCUAGCACAACCAAUGAUAUGAUUACUGAGGAACCUGCCUCUCCUCAUCAAAUUCCAAGAUUAACUAGAAGACUUACCGGGUUUUUACCUCAAGAAAUCAAAGCAAUUGAUGCUACAAUUCCUUUGAAAUCAAGAGCUUUAUGGAAUAAACAUCAAGUUAAAAAAUUUGAAAAUGCUGAUCAAUUUGAAGGUAGAUUUAUUGAUCAUGUCGAAACUACUUUAGCUAGAUCUUUAUAUAAUUGUGAUGAUUUAGCAGCUUACGAAGCUACUUCAAUGGCAAUUCGUGAUAAUUUAACAAUCGAUUGGAAUAAGACUCAACAAAAAUUUACCACUAGGGAUCCAAAGAGAAUUUAUUAUUUAUCUUUAGAAUUUUUAAUGGGUAGAGCUCUUGAUAAUGCUUUAAUUAAUAUGGAAGUUGAAGAUAAUACUACUGAUGUUAAUGGUUCAAAAAAAACAGAAUCAGGUAAUACUAGAGAUAUGGUUAGUAGAUCCUUAAAUGAAUUAGGUUUUAAAUUAGAAGAUGUUAUAGAACAAGAACGUGAUGCAGGUUUAGGUAAUGGUGGUUUAGGUCGUCUAGCUGCAUGUUUUAUUGAUUCUAUGGCUACUGAAAAUAUUCCAGCUUGGGGUUAUGGUUUACGUUAUGAGUAUGGUAUCUUUUCUCAAAAAAUUAUUGAUGGUUAUCAAGUUGAAACUCCAGAUUAUUGGUUAAAUUUCGGUAAUGCUUGGGAAAUUGAAAGAAAUGAAGUUCAAUUCCCAGUUACUUUCUAUGGUUAUGUUGAUAGAUCUGAAAAGAGUACAUCUACUUUAGCACCAUCUCAAUGGAUUGGUGGUGAAAGAGUUCUUGCUUGUGCUUAUGAUUUCCCAGUUCCUGGUUAUAAAACUUCAAAUGUUAAUAAUUUAAGAUUAUGGAAAGCUAAACCAACUACUGAAUUUGAUUUUGCUAAAUUUAAUAGUGGUGAUUAUCAAAAUUCUGUCGAACAACAACAACGUGCUGAAUCUAUUACAGCUUGUUUAUAUCCAAACGAUAAUUUUGAACAAGGUAAAGAAUUAAGAUUAAAGCAACAAUAUUUCUGGUGUUCUGCCUCUCUACAUGAUAUUAUUAGACGUUACAAAAAGACUAAGAGACCAUGGAGUGAAUUCCCAGAUCAAGUUGCUAUUCAAUUGAAUGAUACCCAUCCAACUUUAGCGGUUGUUGAAUUACAAAGAAUAUUAGUUGAUUUAGAAAAACUUGACUGGCAUGAGGCUUGGAAGAUUGUUACCGCUACUUUUGCUUAUACCAACCACACAGUUAUGCAAGAAGCUUUGGAAAAAUGGCCUGUUGGAUUAUUUGGUCAUUUAUUACCAAGACAUUUAGAAAUCAUUUACGAUAUUAACUGGUUCUUCUUACAAGAUGUCGCUAAGAAAUUCCCUAAGGAUGUCGAUUUAUUAUCUAGAAUCUCUAUUAUUGAAGAAGGUGGUCAAGAAAGACAAAUCAGAAUGGCCUUUUUGGCUAUUGUUGGUUCUCACAAAGUUAAUGGUGUUGCCGAAUUACAUUCAGAAUUAAUUAAGACUACCAUUUUCAGUGAUUUUGUUAAAUUCUUUGGUCCAUCUAAGUUCACCAACGUUACUAAUGGUAUUACUCCAAGAAGAUGGUUAAAGGGUGCUAACCCAGAAUUAGAUAAAUUAAUCAGUGAAACUUUGAAGGAUCCUCAAUGUAAUUAUUUGUUAGAUAUGCCAGAAUUGACCAAAUUGAACGCCUUGGCAGAUGAUAAAACUUUCCAAAAGAAAUGGUAUAAGGUUAAGAAGGAUAACAAGAUUAGAUUGGCAGAUUUAAUUAAGAAAUUGAAUGGUGGUGUUGAUAUCAUCGAUAGAGAACAUAUUGACGAUACAUUAUUUGACGUCCAAGUCAAGCGUAUUCAUGAAUAUAAACGUCAACAACUGAAUGUCUUUGGUGUUAUCUACCGUUAUUUGGCAAUGAAGACAAUGAUUGCUAAUGGUGCCUCUUUAGACGAAGUUGAAGAUAAGUUCCCAAGAAAGGUUUCUAUUUUUGGUGGUAAAUCUGCUCCAGGUUACUACAUGGCUAAAUUAAUUAUCAAAUUAAUUAAUUCUGUUGCUGAUGUUGUUAAUAAUGAUGUUGAAAUUGGUAGUUUACUAAAAGUUGUUUUCAUACCAGAAUAUAAUGUCUCAAAAGCUGAAAUUAUUAUUCCAGCCUCUGAUUUGAGUGAACAUAUAUCUACUGCUGGUACCGAAGCUUCUGGUACAUCCAAUAUGAAGUUUGUUAUGAAUGGUGGUUUAAUUAUUGGUACUGUCGAUGGUGCUAAUGUUGAAAUCACUAGAGAAAUUGGUGAAGAUAACAUUUUCUUAUUUGGUAACUUAAGUGAAAAUGUUGAAGAUUUAAGAUAUAAUCAUCAAUACCAAGAUACUCCAAUUCCAGAAGAUUUGGAAAAGGUUUUGGCUCAUAUUGAAGAAGGUAACUUUUCUCCGGAGAAUCCAAAUGAAUUUCAACCAAUUGUUGAUACUAUCAAGUCUCAUGGUGAUUAUUACUUAUGUAGUGAUGAUUUUGAAUCAUACAUUGCUACACAAGAAUUAGUUGAUCAAGUGUUCCACAAACAAAGAGAUGAAUGGACUAAGAAGUCUAUCUUAAGUGUUGCCAACUGUGGUUUCUUCAGUUCUGACCGUUGUAUUCAAGAAUAUUCUGAAACUAUCUGGAAUGUUGAACCUAUUAAGAAGUGA